AUAAUAUUUAUAACAUUGUGAAAAUGGAAAUCUAGAUGAAGUCAAGAGAUCACUUACUUAAAAUAACGUAUCUGUAGAUUAUUAAGAUAGGGAUGGAAAUAAUGGUUUACAUAUUGCAUCUAUGAACGGAAGAUUAGAAAUUUUAAGAUUAUUAGUAUAAAACAGUAUAAACCUAGAAACAGUAAAUGGAGAAGGUAAAUCGCCUUUACAUUUAGCUUGCGAGAGAGGAGACAAAGAAUGCAUUUUAUAUUUAUUGUUAAGUGGAAUUAACCCAAAUAUAAAAAGUAAUAAUGGCCAAAAAGCAGGAGAUGGAUAGUUAGAAGCUAAAAAUAUUUUAAAUAAUAUAAAUUAAUAGAAAUUUUUAAUGAUGUUGAUGCCAAACCUAUUGGAUUUACUGAAGGAAACUUUAUUCCUGGGUUAAUAGAUUUAGAAAAAUCCAAAAGAUUUAAUAAAUAUAUAGAUGAUACAAUAAAUGAUAAUAUAGCAGAAAAAGAUGCAAAGGAUUUUAUUAAAUCAUGUUCUGUUUGUAAUAAAGAAGGAGUAAAUAUAGAUGAAUGGAUUUUCGCUUUUUCAAAAUUAUUUGCUGUUGACUAACCUGCUUUUGAAAAAUUCAUUGAAGAUUAUGAUUAGGCUGUUACUAAAAAAGGUAAACUUAAAAAUUAAGGUUGAAAAUAUUAUUAAUUUUUUUACUUUUUGCUUUAUAUAUAUAUAUGUUUAUUUUGUUUUACAUUUUUUAUUUAGAUAAUUUUUUAAAUAAUAUUUGCAUUUUUUUUAUUAAUUU
Molecule: messenger RNA, 781 nt
Organism: Ichthyophthirius multifiliis
Lineage: Eukaryota; Ciliophora; Oligohymenophorea; Hymenostomatida
Exons: 5
Source: RefSeq, a predicted model, not a curated record